Coregonus clupeaformis (lake whitefish) is the source of this 2922-nucleotide messenger RNA. RefSeq names its product TBC1 domain family member 10A-like. Bases 661 to 2334 code for a protein of 557 amino acids. The transcript has 9 exons. The record is from RefSeq and is a predicted model, not a curated record. Lineage: Eukaryota; Metazoa; Chordata; Actinopteri; Salmoniformes; Salmonidae.
UGCAGCUCCAAAUAUUGCAGACGUUCAAGAGAGUGAGGCAGCUGAUGUGACAACCAAUGGGGAAUCAAGUUGCAACCACAGCGCUAGAUGAGAGCGCAGCCAGGACAUCCGAACUUCUCAACUUGCCUGGCAAGGAAACGGAAUACAUGGACCAGAAGGAAGGAAGGAACGACACAAACAGUCUUUUAGCUUGCUUCACCGACAUGACAUAAACAAAAAAAAUCACAUUUGUGGUGAAUUGUGCUACCUAGUUAGCUAGCCGGCUAACUUUUAAGCUAACUCAUUCAUUGACACAUUACAAGCUAGCUAGGCUAGUCAGAUUCGUUUACAGCUAAUCAUUAACGCACACACGGCAGCUAGCUGACGUUACUGUCUGAAAAGGCUGGGACGUCAACAUCACACGGGGAAAACGUGCGGUAUUUGCUAACAUUUGGCUCACUCAGAUACGAAUUUUGUUAAUAACUAGAUGAAUUAGCUAGCUAGGUACUUACCAGACGCUAGCUAGUCCUGACAGCUAUCGUUAGCAGCCAAUUUAGCCUAGCUAGCUAGACAAGCUACGUAUUCCAUGCCAUGGCAUUGGUUUUGUUUGUAAACGUUCGUCUGGUUACAUACUGUUGGUUGUGACCGUGCCAAAGAAAUAUAUGUAUUAUUGAGCGAAUCAUGGCUAAAAUAGAGAAUGGUCGCCAGUCGGCCGACUCGAGAAGUAUCAGGACCAUUAGCACCAGUCAUAUGGACGACGAGAGCUCCCUUGGCUCAGACUCCGAGAUCAACGGCUUUACCAACGACAGGCAUACGGAUAAAUAUGGAUUUAUUGGAGGGGCGCAACAGUAUUCCGAACAAUCGGCUCAGGAUGUUCCUCCAGAGGUGCUGAGGCAGCGAGAGGUCAAGUGGCUGGACAUGCUAAGCAACUGGAACAAAUGGAUGGUCAAGAGACACAAAAAGGUGAGACUGCGGUGCCAGAAAGGAAUCCCUCCCUCACUGCGAGGCCGUGCUUGGCUCUACCUGUCGGGAGGAAAAGUGAAGAGGGAACAGAACCGGUGGAAGUUCGAGGAGCUGGACAGUCAGGCUGGAGACCCAAAAGAGCUGGAUGUGAUUGAAAAAGACCUGCACAGACAAUUCCCCUUCCAUGAGAUGUUUGUGUCACGAGGGGGCCACGGACAGCAGGACCUGUUCCGUGUACUGAAGGCCUACACACUGUACAAGCCAGAGGAGGGCUACUGUCAAGCCCAGGCCCCCAUUGCUGCUGUGCUGCUCAUGCACAUGCCUGCUGAGGAUGCAUUCUGGGGGCUGGUCCAAAUUUGUGAGAAGUACCUCCCUGGAUACUACAGUGCAGGGCUGGAGGCCAUCCAGUUAGAUGGAGAGAUCAUGUAUGCCUUGACGCGGCGUGUUUCCCCCCUAACCUACCGCCACCUGGAGAAACAGAAAAUAGAGCCCAUCCUCUACAUGACAGAGUGGUUCAUGUGUGUGUUCUCCCGCACCCUGCCCUGGGCCUCAGUGCUCCGCGUCUGGGACAUGUUCCUCUGUGAUGGUGUGAAGAUAAUCUUCCGGGUGGGCCUGGUGCUGCUGAAGUGCAUGCUGGGUACCCGUGAGAAGCUGAAGGCGUGUCAGGGCCAGUAUGAGACCAUGGAGCUGCUGAGGGCCAUAGAGCCACGCUACAUGCAGGAGGGCUUCCUCGUCCGGGAGGUUCUAGAGGUGCCUGUGUCAGAGCGGGACAUUGAGCGCGAGCACCAUGUUCAGCUGAAGCGCUGGAGAAAGAACCGCGGAGAACUGCACUGCAAGUCCCCUCCCAGAAUGCACGGUGCCAGGGCUAUCAUGGCCUCGGAGCCUCCCAGUCGCCAGGACCUUCGUCAGAACCCCACCAUCAUCGUCAAGUCGCUCCUGCCUCCCCCUCAGCCCACCCCUCAGCUGAAGAAGGGAGAGAAGAAGGGCAAGAAGAAAGGAAGUAUGAAGAAAACCCCUCCUGUCACGGAGAUCCCCAACCCUUAUAAUUUACCUGGUGACCCUCAGCUUCCACUCAGAGAUCCUCUGCCUCAGCCUACUCUGAGAGACUCACCAGUACAGACGCCCCUCGUCAAUGACACACCCCUCCCAAACACACCUAAAGACUCUCCCCUGCCCCAACAACCAGCCCUCAAUGACCAACCAGCCCUCAAUGACCAACCAGCCCUCAAUGACCAACCAGCCCUCAAUGACCAACCAGCCCUCAAUGACCAACCAGCCCUCAACGACCAACCAGUCCUUAACGACCAGUCUCUUCUCAAAGAGUCGCCCCUCCAGAAGUCCACACAGAGCCUGAGUAGCACAGAGGCAGAUCAUCAGGACACAUACCUGUAGCUCUCGCUGUGGGCAGAAGGUGAAACUGGCCAUGAUGGGAGUGAGAGAGGAACUGGAACAACCCCUGUUUUAUCCUGGACAUCUCUCACUUCCACAGUGUGAGUCAAAGGCUGACGCCAUCCAGACACAAAGCCUUGCUCUGCCCCAGGCUGGGCCUAUGGCACCUCUGACCUCUGGGGGAGAUUCCAGGGUGGCUCUACUGAGGAUGUUCCAGUUGUCAUUCACUCACUCACUCUCAGGCCCUGUGCAUGCCCUCUGUCUCUUUAUCAGGCACUAGCACAGCUCAGCCAUAUACCAGCAACUGGGUGUAUCAUGGCCAAUGGCACUGCGGCCCAACCAUGGGCUGCAGUAUUCUGCUUGCUUUUAAGACACCGUAUUGCCUAGAGCAAGCACACAAUCAGCAGCAUACACUAAUGCAUCACUGCCAAGUGUUAGAAUACUUUCAUCCUUAUGUUACCUCUUCAUGCUUCUUCACUCUGACUAUUAGUGAUGUGUAAGGGAGACAGUGUUCUCUUUUAUAAAACAGGGCUAUACUACUUUUGAUACUUUUUUAAAUGAAAUUAGCAUAUAUUAAAUUGUUAAUGUAAA